Messenger RNA from Ceraceosorus bombacis, 1595 nucleotides. Lineage: Eukaryota; Fungi; Basidiomycota; Exobasidiomycetes; Ceraceosorales; Ceraceosoraceae. The record is from the annotation of a GenBank genome assembly.
AUGCCGCCGCCACCAAGCCCCUCAUCUCGAGGAUCGCCAUUCCGUAAGUUACACGAUUGGUCGCGCGCCCUUCGCAACCACCAGUACUGAUGCUUCCAGCUUCUUUCCACGCCGCUGCUGUCAUACUCGUGAAUUCACGCACCGUCCAUUGAUCCACGCUGUCUUCUAUCUUGCCAGGUCCAAGUCAGCCUUCUUUUUUCCCACGCCCACUACGUCCUACUGCGGCCUCGCAAGAGUCCGGUAGACUGCGGGAAGACGCUCGCGCAGCCGAGUCAGGUCUGUCGAGAGCCCAGCGCCGAAGCAGAAGUCCAGAGCCCGGGCCUUCAAGGAGCAGACGACGCACUUCGAGAGCUUCUGAGGCAACAAGUGGCGCUGUCGGUGACGUUUCUGGAAGCUCGGGCGGAGCAGAAGACUCUGGCAGUCGGUCCUUUGAGGCCACAUCAGCCAGCGGCUCUACGACCGGGGCUCGUCGCCAUCCUCCGAUGCCACGACCACGCAAUGAUCAAAUGUCGGAACGGUGAGUCGCGCCUACAAAGCGUAGCUUCCUUCCGACCCAUUUUGACCAGAGGCUUUAUGCGCUGCACUUGGUAGGAGGCGACGUUACGCGUUGAGCAUCGUGCAACAACCGAGCACCGGCUGUGCGUUCGGGACCAAUCUCUUAUCACGAAUCAGCGUGUCGCCCCCUCUCAUUCUCCAACUGCGUGUCAGUGAGCCGGACGGCGCGGAAGUCCUUCCGUGAGUAAAGCCAGACGGUGUCUCGAGAAGUAGUCAGCUAAGACCGCCGCUUUCGCCACUUUCCCUUGCGCAGCCUCGACGAGCUACCUUUCAUGCUGUGCCAACUUCGCCUGGUCACUGCGACAGGGCAACCCGCAGACAUGCUGUCUCCUGUGCCGAGCCAGCUAGCUGCACCAGACGCAGAGGAAUCGGGCGCUGCACCUUCUGAACCGCCUCGGAGACCAAUCCCUAGAGCUCAACAGCCAUCCAUUCUCCAGGGCAGCGCAGACGGACCAGCAAUGGAAGGCUCGACACCAUCUCCACCUAGAGUGCCUACUUCGCAUAGCAGCAGCCCGGCUCAUGCACAGAAUGCAGCAGUGCCUGUGCGAAUGCUCUACGGCAAUAUGGUGGCUUUUGGCGUUCGGAUACCAGAGACUCAGGGUCAGAACAAUCCUCACGGGAUCUUUUUCGUCUUUCCAGACAUCUCCAUCCGAUCACGCGGCCGCUUCCGACUUGUUGCUGACCUCAAUCGAAUGCCAAAGUGAGUGUGCGCCUCGGCGUCCUGAAAGCACGAUUCGAGCUCAGCGGUCGGCUCACUCCACGCCGCGCCAGUACGUCGCCGGCUGCAGUCUCGAGCAGCGAUCCGACGCCGCGCGGGCCCUUGGCAAGUGUGCAGACUCAAUCGUUUGACGUCUUGCUGCGCACGCAAUACAUAGCACCUCGUGAGUCCAGCUUACUUCCUACAGAAGACGAGCGCGCCUAAAGCUGACUGAUGAUGGUCCCUCGCACCGCAAAUCGGCUCAAAAGGGGAUACCCCGCUCACCGAGUUCUUCGCGAACCAUGUGUCCUUGCCUGUGCAAUGGCGAGCAGCGACGGAUUGA